Molecule: messenger RNA, 2550 nt
Organism: Conger conger (European conger)
Lineage: Eukaryota; Metazoa; Chordata; Actinopteri; Anguilliformes; Congridae
Gene: cog2
Product: component of oligomeric golgi complex 2
Exons: 18
Coding region: 155-2347 (730 amino acids)
Biological process (GO): protein transport; Golgi organization; intra-Golgi vesicle-mediated transport
Cellular component (GO): membrane; COG complex
Source: RefSeq, a predicted model, not a curated record
UACUCGUUGAUGCGUCCGCGUUAUGUGCCAUGUUGGCGGAAGUAAAUGUGUUUUCUCUUGAGGCGAUUAAUUACGGGGAAGUAGCUAAAGAUAUUACUGUCCGUUACAUAGCGUUAUACAUUAAAGUUAUGUUUACAAGUUCACUAGUUAAAGGAUGAAUAUGAUGAAUCUUCCAAGGGCACCCGAUUCUCUAUGCUUCGAUAAAGACGAAUUUAUGAAGGAUGACUUCGAUGUGGACCACUUUGUGUCGGAGUGCAGAAAGCAAGUGCAGCUGGAAGAGCUGCGAGAGGAUUUGGAGCGCUACUACAAGCUGUUGAAAACUGCAAUGGUAGAGCUCAUCAAUAAGGAUUAUGCCGACUUCGUUAACCUUUCCACAAACCUAGUUGGAAUGGACAAAGCACUCAACCAGCUCACUGUCCCCCUUGGCCAACUACGAGAAGAGGUGUUGAGCCUCAGAUCAGCUGUAAAUGAAGUAAUUGAAGCUGUAGAUGACCGGCUAUCCAAGCAAGAUGAUAUUCAAAAGAAUAAGAUUUGUGUUCUGAGACUCAUACAAGUUGUGCGAUCAGUUGAGAAGAUUGAAAAAAUUCUUAAUUCUCAAAACUCUAAGGAUGAAACAUCUCUAGAAUUAAGAAGCCCACUCCUGGCUGGACAGAUUCUGGAACGGAUCGCCACAGAGUUCAACCAGCUGCAGUUCCAUGCUGUUCAAAGCAAGGGGAUGCCACUUCUGGACAAAGUGCGACCUAGGAUCGCCGGUAUCACAGCCAUGUUGCAGCAGUCUCUGGAAGGCCUGCUGAUCGAGGGCCUCCAGACCGCCAAUGUUGACAUUGUGCGCCACUGUCUGCGGACCUAUGCCACCAUUGACAAGACCAGAGAUGCAGAAUCACUCGUGGGCCAGGUUCUCGUGAAGCCCUACAUGGAUGAGGUGAUUGUUGCAGAGUGCGCCAAGUCUGGUCCCACUGGGCUACACGUCAUGUACGGAAAAGUACUGGAGUUUGUGCCACAUCACUGUCGCCUGCUGAGAGAGGUGACUGGAGGAACUAUUUCAAGUGACAAGGCGGACAUUGUCCCCGGGUACGACUUCAUGGUGAAUUCUUUGUGGCCAGAGAUAAUUAAAGGCCUGGAGGAGAGGGUCCCCACCCUCUUCAACCCUGGCAACCCGGAUAUCUUUUACGAGAAGUACACCAUCAGCAUGGAGUUUGUGCGCAAGUUUGAGCGGCAGUGCGGAUCUCAAGCCAGCGUGAGGCGCCUGCGAGCACAUGCCUCUUAUCUGAGCUUCCAGAACAAGUGGAACCUGCCAGUCUACUUCCAGCUGCGAUACAAGGCGAUUGCAGGAAGUUUUGAGAAUACAAUGGCCGAUGGAUUAGAAGCAGCACCAGCCGGGAGCUCCUAUCGGCUGCUGGUGACCCACGUACUGUGGGGCUGCCUCCUCAGGUGCUGGGAAGAGUGGAUCUAUCUGCCCCUGCUGGCCCAUCGCUUCUGGAAGCUCACACUGCAACUGCUCUCCCGGUACUGCACCUUUGUGACUGAGGUUCUGAAUAAAGUUCCUCCUGUUGAGGUCACUAAAGAUCCCAUGAAGCCCCUCCCCAGCUCAGCCUCCUCCACUUCCAGCAGGGCUUCUCAAGAGGACACAGGAAGCGACACUGGUGUCCCAGCGGCCCUCUCUGUCAAGCAGCUGGUCUACAUCGCUGCUGAUGUGGAUUUUCUGCAGGAACAGAUUCCAGAGCUCGGGGACAUUGUCAAAAGAAGACUGGAGCUUAUCGGCUUCACCAACUUUCAGAUUGUUUCAGAUUCCUUGGCAGACUCGAAAGCCUCCUUGUCCGCUUGCAUUCCUGCACUCAACUGUAGGGUGACGCAGCUCCUUAGUGAAAGGUGCUUCAGAUACCUGAAAAGUGCCUCAGAAGUGCCCCGCCUGUACCGUAGGACCAACAAGCAAGUGCCUACAAGGGCAUCAGCAUACAUGGAGAAUGCACUGCGGCCACUGCACCAGCUGCUGAGUGACCACAAGGACACGCUGAAGGCCUCCAUCAUACAGAACUGGCUGUGCGUCACACUGUGCGACUGCACGCAGAGGUAUUACGAAACAGUCUCUGAUGUUUUGAGUUCUGUGAAAAAAAUGGAGGAGAGUCUGAAGAGACUGAAGCAGGCCAGGAAAACCGCAUCCUCCAUCAGCACUGGUAACAAUGGAGGCCCCACCGAUGAUGCCAAGAUCCGUAUUCAGCUGGCACUUGACGUGGAAUACCUGGGAGAUCAGAUCCAGAAGAUGGGGCUACAGACUGGGGAUAUCACACUUUUCUCUACCCUGCUUGAGUUGGUUCAAGGGGCUAGGGACGGGGUUUUGUCAGAGUAGACUGCCUGCUCAUAAAUAUGCAGUUGGUUGUGGCUUGCUCUGAUCCCUGUAGUAAAAGAAAUAUGGUGACUCUGGUUUGGGUCUUACAGAGUGGGCUAGCCUGGGAAUUCUUAUUUAUGUAUGGAAAUGGGUGAUCAAAUUGUAAAUUGUGAAAGUUUUACUUGUGAAUGGAAUUAAAUUGUUUUGCAAAUUGCAAAAAAAAA